This is a messenger RNA of Penicillium cinerascens, 456 nucleotides long. RefSeq lists its product as uncharacterized. The coding region runs from base 1 to 456 and encodes 151 amino acids. The record is from RefSeq and is a predicted model, not a curated record. Gene Ontology annotation, molecular function: DNA binding. Gene Ontology annotation, biological process: DNA transposition; DNA integration. The transcript has a single exon. NCBI's taxonomy places the organism in Eukaryota, Fungi, Ascomycota, Eurotiomycetes, Eurotiales, Aspergillaceae.
AUGCCUCCCACUAAGACUGCUCCUACACCUAGCAGGAAGGCCCCAGUAGGCUCUCCACGUCGCCCGAACUGCGAGCUAGACGCCGGGAUGCGCACCAAAAUCGUCGAACUGAAGACUGUCGCCCUGUGGUCCUACCGACAAAUCCACGCGGAAUAUCCUUCUAUUCCUCUCUCAACCAUCAAAUACACAGUCUCUAAAGCUCGCGAGCGAGAGAAAAACGCUACUUUACCUCGAUCUGGUCGCCCAAAGGUGCUAGACGAGGCCGAUAAAGAGGUUAUCUUGCAGAAAAUCCGCGAGGAACCGCACGUUAAAUACGACGACCUUCUUGCAGCGGUCAGCAAUAAAUGCAAAAAAGACUCCAUCGCUCGCCUAUUGGCUGCUGAAGGUCUAAAGAAGCGGCGAGUGAUGAAGCAACCCUAUUUGAAAGAGGAUCACGCUACGAAACGGCUUUUAUAG